CUUAAAUAUCCGACGCUUGUUCUUCCGUCUUCUGUCAAAUUAGAGUUUUCAAUAUAUAUUCAGACUCUUCUUCUUCUUCUUCUUCUUCUUCUUCUCUUCCUCCGAUCUCCUCGCUUCGACUUUUCUUAGGGUUUUCGCGUGUUCAAUCGAUGGCUACACUCGAUAGCGACGUAAACAUGAUCCCUGCGGGGGAAUCCUCGAGCAGCGUCGUGGCUUCUUCGUCGAGCAAGAAGGCGAAGAGAUUCGAAGUGAAGAAGUGGAGCGCCGUCGCUCUUUGGGCUUGGGAUAUCGUCGUCGACAAUUGCGCCAUCUGCAGAAACCACAUCAUGGAUCUCUGCAUUGAGUGUCAGGCUAAUCAGGCCAGCGCUACUAGUGAGGAAUGCACUGUUGCUUGGGGGGUUUGCAAUCAUGCUUUCCACUUUCACUGUAUCAGCAGAUGGUUGAAGACUCGUCAAGUUUGUCCAUUGGAUAACAGUGAGUGGGAGUUCCAGAAGUAUGGUCACUAAAUCAACUAACCGCACCAGCAGAUUUGUGUAUCAUGUUCAUUCUGCUACCGAUAUAAGAUACUAAGCUUGCUCAAACUUCCUUUUUUUUUCCUUUCUUCGCUAGUUGUGAAAACAGUGUUUUUACUUUCAUUAAACCCUUAUCGUUUUGCUUUGGAUAAUGUCUUUAAUUUUCAAAACAAAAAAAAAUCUAUAUACAUAAAUGUGUUUUCUUA
Messenger RNA from Brassica napus (rape), 718 nucleotides. RefSeq names its product RING-box protein 1a-like. Gene Ontology annotation, cellular component: cullin-RING ubiquitin ligase complex; nucleus. The record is from RefSeq and is a predicted model, not a curated record. Bases 150 to 506 code for a protein of 118 amino acids. The transcript has 5 exons. Gene Ontology annotation, biological process: ubiquitin-dependent protein catabolic process; protein ubiquitination. NCBI's taxonomy places the organism in Eukaryota, Viridiplantae, Streptophyta, Magnoliopsida, Brassicales, Brassicaceae. Gene Ontology annotation, molecular function: zinc ion binding; cullin family protein binding; ubiquitin protein ligase activity.